This is a messenger RNA of Gymnogyps californianus (California condor), 513 nucleotides long. RefSeq names its product small nuclear ribonucleoprotein polypeptide E (gene SNRPE). Gene Ontology annotation, molecular function: RNA binding. Gene Ontology annotation, cellular component: U1 snRNP; U4 snRNP; U5 snRNP. The transcript has 5 exons. Gene Ontology annotation, biological process: spliceosomal snRNP assembly; mRNA splicing, via spliceosome. The coding region runs from base 13 to 291 and encodes 92 amino acids. NCBI's taxonomy places the organism in Eukaryota, Metazoa, Chordata, Aves, Accipitriformes, Cathartidae. The record is from RefSeq and is a predicted model, not a curated record.
GCAGCAGCAGCCAUGGCGUACCGCGGGCAGGGCCAGAAGGUGCAGAAGGUGAUGGUGCAGCCCAUCAACCUCAUCUUCCGCUACCUGCAGAACAGGUCCAGGAUCCAGGUGUGGCUUUAUGAGCAAGUGAACAUGCGGAUAGAAGGCUGCAUCAUUGGCUUUGAUGAAUAUAUGAACUUGGUGCUGGACGACGCAGAGGAGAUUCACUCCAAAACAAAAUCGAGGAAACAGCUGGGUCGGAUCAUGUUAAAAGGGGACAAUAUCACUCUUCUACAAAGUGUUUCUAACUAGGAUUUGUUGUUCUUCACUUACAACAAUGGCUACGGUGCUUCAGAGUGGCUAAACUGCUAGUGGGAGCAGGACCAGCUAGUAGACAUGAAGUAGAGUGUAACUGGGCUCACGUGGGCUGAAAAAGGUGCAUGCCUUUAUGCAAAGAAUUUUUUUUUUUUUUUGGUAGUUUGAAACGAUGCACAAUGUGUUUUGCAAAUAAACAUUUUUCACAUUAACUGUAAA